CAAAAAUUUCAAUCGUUGAACUACCUGUCGCGACGUUUGCCAAGGCAUGCAGACGUUUAGUUUGUGUACAUCCAUAGAGUGAAGGCUGACCAUAAUGGGCCACCCUGUGGUUCCCAGCAGCUUGGAGGAUGAGCUCGACAUUGUUAUACCCACAAUUCGCAACCUGGAUUUCCUGGAGAUGUGGAGGCCAUUUUUCCAGAAAUACCACCUCAUAGUCAUCCAGGAUGGAGACCCCAACCGCGUUGUGCAAGUGCCCGACGGGUUCGACUAUGAGCUGUACACGCGGCGGGAUAUUGAGCGGAUUCUGGGAGAUAAGGCCUGGUGCAUAUCCUUCAAGGACUCGGCCUGCCGGUGCUUCGGCUACAUGGUGUCCAAGAAAAAGUAUAUCUACACAAUUGAUGAUGACUGCUUUGUGGCCAACACGCCCACUGGUGAGAGCAUAAAUGCUCUGGAGCAGCACGUCCGCAACCUGCUCACCCCCUCCACCCCUUUAUUCUUCAACACACUCUACGACCCCUUUGCAGAGGGUGCAGAUUUCGUGCGCGGCUACCCCUUCUCCUGGCGACAAGGGACUCCCACUGCUGUCUCCCAUGGGCUGUGGCUGAAUAUUCCUGACUACGAUGCGCCCACCCAGAUGGUAAAGCCUCAUGAGCGCAACACCUGCUAUGUGGACGCCGUGCUCACCAUACCCAAGGGGAGCCUGUUCCCCAUGUGCGGCAUGAACCUGGCCUUCAACCGGGACCUGAUCGGCCCGUCCAUGUACUUUGGCCUCAUGGGAGAUGGGCAGCCAUUGGGGCGCUAUGAUGACAUGUGGGCUGGCUGGUGCUCUAAGGUCAUAUGCGACCACCUGCUGCUGGGAGUGAAGACAGGCAAGCCCUACAUCUGGCACUCCAAGGCAUCCAACCCCUUUGUGAACCUGAAGAAGGAGUACAAGGGCAUCUUCUGGCAAGAAGACAUCAUCCCCUUCUUCCAGGAGGUCACCCUGUCCAAAGAGGCCACCACGCCAGAGGCUUGCUACUUGGAACUCGCCGAAAAGGUGGCGGAGAAGUUGGGGCCCCUGGAUCCUUACUUCACCAAACUGGCAAAGGCCAUGGUGGUCUGGAUUGAGGCAUGGCGGGAACUCAACCCAAAGAAGGCGUCAGAGGAGCUUAGCAAAGCUGGUGUUGCCAAGGAGAAUGGUGUAGCAAAGGCAUCUGUCACACUGCCCAAUGGUGCAGUCAAGGCAUGAGUAGAGUGCCUCAUAUGAGUGUUAGUGGACUUCUUUGUACCACAUCUUUCUGUGUGGGCCUUAAGAGAGGUCCCUUGCAUUGUAUUUGUUUUGUAGAGUGUCAAGAUUGGCCCUAGAAAACCUGCAGAUCCUGAACUCUGGACUUCUUGAACUUGAGCCGGUUGAACCUGGGUGAAAUUUUAUAGCUGGAGUGAUAAACAUGCCAUCUCUGAGAAUAAAUGCAUAUACAUGUGGGCUCUGGAAUUGCAGUUUAAAGUCCUGCCUGAUUAGCCUGCAGCAGGGUUGGGCAAUAAAGCAGUGGGUUGGUUGGUUUGAGAUCUAAAAAUGCAGCAGAGCU
Molecule: messenger RNA, 1565 nt
Organism: Coccomyxa subellipsoidea C-169
Lineage: Eukaryota; Viridiplantae; Chlorophyta; Trebouxiophyceae; Coccomyxaceae
Product: UDP-forming alpha-1,4-glucan-protein synthase
Exons: 6
Coding region: 95-1228 (377 amino acids)
Biological process (GO): plant-type cell wall biogenesis; UDP-L-arabinose metabolic process
Cellular component (GO): cytosol; Golgi apparatus
Molecular function (GO): UDP-arabinopyranose mutase activity
Source: RefSeq, a predicted model, not a curated record